AUGGGCCAUGAUGAAAAGCAAGUACCAGUUCAGCAUCAAGUGCAACAAGCAAGUGUUCAAGCCACUUUUUUAAAAAGAUCAACAAAGCAAUUAAGAACGAAGGCCUUGACAAAGCCUACCAAAGCUGACAAGGAACACAUCUUCAACAUUUAUCGUCAUCAGCACAGCUCUCUGAAUAACAGCAUUAAGGAUAACACUGAGCUGGACGGUCUGAAGACCAACAACGACCAUCUGAAACUGGCUAUCGAAAGCAAAGGCGUCCUUGAUCAUAUUGUGCGACAUGCUACUAGCUUUGAUCCAAGAACAGAUAUGACCCUCAUGUUCCAAGUCUACCAGAACCAAUGCAAUGUCAAAGUCCUCUCCUUAUACGAUUGUGGUCUAUAUUGUCUCUGGAAGAAGACUAGCCUCUCAUUGCCUUCCUGCCCUAAGCUUCUUGCCAAAGACGCUGAUUCAUGGUUUGCAAUUCUGGAGUUGAUCUACACAUCUGCAAUCAAGCUUUCCCAACAAUUGAAUCAGACUAACGACAGAUCCUACGACUUGUACUUUAGUCGCAAGAGGAAGAGCAAGGCGAUUGACUACAAGGAUUGGCUCCGAGGUACCUUCUUCCCCCCUGACACCGUUGCUGACCCAUUGAUUCUACCUGUGCCUCUAUACGAUCCAGCAAGCAAUGGAACUGAACCUCCCAAGAAGCAAAAGAUCAUCUUCUAA
This is a messenger RNA of Zychaea mexicana, 708 nucleotides long. RefSeq lists its product as uncharacterized. Lineage: Eukaryota; Fungi; Mucoromycota; Mucoromycetes; Mucorales; Lichtheimiaceae. The record is from RefSeq and is a predicted model, not a curated record. The transcript is spliced from 3 exons. Bases 1 to 708 code for a protein of 235 amino acids.